UGUUCAAAUGAACGUAAUAUUAAUGAGAAUUGCAUUGACAGCAUUUUCAUACUAUAAAAUCUUCAAUAUUAAUAUUAAAACUCAAUACUUAUAUUGUUUAAUUGUUCCUGUGAAUUAUACAAAGAUGAACAAAUAAGCAAAAAUGGCUACUUAUUUCAGUGGAUCACAAACACAAGACUCUGAUGAAGUUAAAGAAAUGUAUUGUGAGGAAUGUGACAGACAUGGUGAUGGAUAUGCUACAGCUGUAGCUUUCUGUGUAGAUUGUGAGGAUUAUAUAUGUGUGACCUGUCAAAGAUAUCAUAAGAGACAAUUUAAAACUCACAAAAUCCAAGACAGUAACAGUAUGCCGCAGGAUUUUUAUUUUGAGAAAUGUUCCACUCAUCCUGGACAGCUGGUCAAAUUUUACUGUUCUGAAUGUAAGACAGAAGCCUGCCAAGAAUGCAAGGAUAAUGGGCAUGUAAACUGCAGAGAUAUCGCCCAUUUACCAACGCUUGCUUCAGACAUACAAAAAAGUGAUGAACUAAUAAACUUUAGCAAAAAUAUGGAUCAAUUGUCAAAGGAUAUACAAGACACAGAAAAGCUGUUGGAUGCUAAAAGUGAAGUGAUUAAGAAACAAGAGGAAAAUGUAACUGAAUCAUGUACUGAGCAUAGCAACAAACUGAUAACAACUUACAAACAACAUCAUCAAGAUCUAAUUGAUGACUUUGAUAACAAAAUGGAAGAGACCAUUGCUAGGUUGGAAAAAGAAAGGUUAGAACUAAUUCAAAAGUUAUCUGUAAAGGAAACAAAAUUUGAAGAAAAUAUAAGACAAGCUGAAACAGAUAUGAAAGAAGAGGUUGUUGAGACAAACACAAACUUUAAAAAACUCAAGUUUGAACAUUUGAAUUUAGUUGGAAAUUUGAAGGCUCUUACUGUAGAUUUAGAACAGGCUCAUAAAGUUGGUAAAAACUGUGAACUAUUUAUAAAACUGAAGUUAGUGAAACAAAUGUGUAAACAAAUUCAAGUCACCACUGACCAAAUACAACAUUCCAAUAUACAACGAUACAAACUAAAAAAAUCUGACAUUCAACCAACAGUAAAAUCUCUAGAGAAUCAAACAAGCUUUUUCUCAUUCGAUGAAGUACAUGUAUCAGCUGUAGAAAGAAGGCUUACCUUUGAUUUAAAUAUCAAUCAUGAGUUUAAAAGAAUAAUUUCUUUACUUGUGCUAUCUGAACAUACACUUCUUGCAUUAAAUUAUGAUAGGUGUACUCUAGUCAUAUUUAUACUUGAAAAGUCAAAUGCAAAAUGUAUUAAAGAAACAAAAUUUAAAAACCUACCUUGUGGAAUAACAAAAGUUUCAGAUCAUAAAGUUGCUGUAACAUUUCCAUAUGAAAGAAUGAUCAGACUGAUUACAUUUUCUGAGGAAAUGGAAGUUUUAAAUACCACUGAGAUUCCAGGACAUGGUUGCUGUUUUGGUAUUGCUUACAGUAAUAACCAUCUUGUUGUUUCACAUAACGAAUCCUUUACAGAAAAUAUUAAUAUUUUAAGUAUGUCAGGUGAAAUAGUGAAAUCAUUUGACACAGAUGACAACGGUCAGACUCUGUUUAACAAUCCUUGGUACUUGACUGUCAGUCCUGACAAUUCUAUGAUAUAUGUCUCUGAUUGUGACAGACACACCGUGACCUGUUUGACCUUUGAUGGUACGGUGAAGGCUAUCUACAAAGAUGAUCAACUGAAAUGUCCUCUCCAACUUGCUGUUGAUGAAUAUGGAUCAGUUUAUGUGUGUGGUCGUGACUCAAACAAUGUCCAUCAAUUAUCACAUGAUCUCACCAAAGUGAAAAUACUGUUAGAUAAAAAUCAUGGCAUGUAUACACCAGCAAGUAUUGCAUACUGCCAGAAUACCAAGAGAUUAUUGGUGGGAAUGAAUCAAAGUAGUAAAAUAAAGAUUUUUAAUGUGUCACUUGAAUAAAAUAUCUCAUCACUUUCACAGUCUCAUUAACAACAAUGUAUCUUACUGCUAGAACUAUUCUCACACUUACUCUAAUCACAUGUUCAAAUGAAAAGCUUUGAAACAUAACCAUCUAGAAAAACUGGAUCAGUAUAUUGUGUUUGCAUGAGUGAGGCAAUAUCUAUCAAUAAUUAUGUGACCUCAGUGAGGCUCGCCAAAACAAAGAUCUUGAUGGACAAAAACCAUGGUAAAUCUUCUAAAAGUAUGGCAUAGUGGCAGAAUAAUAGUAGCGAAUAAAAAGACAUUGUGGGAAUGUGUGACAGAUUUCAAUGUGACACUAGGUUAAAAUAAAUAACUUUUUCAGAAAGUUAGUUUCAAAGUCUCAUUUUAGGGUGACUGAAUAUGGUCCUAAGACUCCUUAUAUAUAACCAUAACAACUUAACACUUUACUGAACUAUUGCACAUUGGAAUCUUGAAGUUAUAUGUUACUAUGUACAAACUGUCACAUAAUCAUCAAAUGUUUUAACCUGUUGCAUGGUGUACAAUAAUCAUGCCUGUAUUUUACUCUAUACUUAUAUUUAUUAACAUCAAGUCUUUUAACCUGCUGUAUGGUGUACAAUAAUCAUGCCUAUACUUUACUGUAUACAUAUAUUCAUUAACAUCAAGUCUUUUAACCUGUUGUAUGGUGUACAAUAAUCAUGCCUAUACUUUACUGUAUACAUAUAUUCAUUAACAUCAAGUCUUUUAACUUGUUGUAUGGUGUACAAUAAUCAUGCCUAUACUUUACUGUAUACAUAUAUUCAUUAACAUCAAGUCUUUUAACCUGUUAUAUGG
Ruditapes philippinarum (Manila clam) is the source of this 2761-nucleotide messenger RNA. RefSeq lists its product as uncharacterized. The transcript has a single exon. Lineage: Eukaryota; Metazoa; Mollusca; Bivalvia; Venerida; Veneridae. The record is from RefSeq and is a predicted model, not a curated record. Gene Ontology annotation, molecular function: zinc ion binding. The coding region runs from base 143 to 1948 and encodes 601 amino acids.